AUGUCGAAUUUUGUUUCGACGGACAGCUCUCAACAGCCUCCAGGCUGCACACCACUGCCUUCUGUCACUGCAGUGACAUCAUCCGAGUCCGAUGUGCGAUUCUCUGCUUCGUCGGACGUCACGCAUCCCUGCACCCAGGUGUUGCCCCCCUUCUGCAACCCCCAGCAUGGCUAUGCUGUCCUACCACCAUCUUUGCCUUUCUCUCGCACCACUGACUGGGAGGCCCGACUACGUGACGACUGCCACAAGCAGUUUCACGCUCGACUCGAGCGUCGAAAGCUCAAUGAUCCUUACAGUAAGAUAGCCUGUCGAGAACGCACUCACGCAUUGGAGCAGUAUAUCCAUGAUGUCUCCAAGAGCACUGCAAAGAUACGACAAUCCAUGGAGAGGAGCAAAGAGGAGCAUGAGCACUGGAUGAGGAAGCAGGAGAAGAAGUUGCAGAAGAUCGUUGAUGUUCGUCUAGCAAAAGAACAGAGGGAGAAGGAUUGUGCAGAUCAACGAGACUGGCGAGAGUUCAUUGGCAGUCAAAGGGCAUGGGCAAGUUGUGAGGCCCAGGUUAAGCGAUUUGAUGAGAGGCUCAGGGAGGGACCACCACCAGGACAGGGGGACGGGAGAACGGGAGAACAGGGGACGGGAGACGGGAGACGGGAGACGGGAGACGGGAGACGGGAGACGGGAGACGGGAGACGGGAGACGGGAGACGGGAGACGGGAGACGGGAGACGGGAGACGGGAGACGGGAGACGGGAGACGGGAGACGGGAGACGGGAGACGGGAGACGGGAGACGGGAGACGGGAGAUGGGAGACGGGAGAUUGAGAGAAUGGCAGAACGGGAGAUGGGAGAACGAGAGAACAGGAGAACAGGAGAAUGGGAGAAUAGAGGAACAGGCAAAUCAAUAA
Messenger RNA from Suillus clintonianus, 900 nucleotides. RefSeq lists its product as uncharacterized. The coding region runs from base 1 to 900 and encodes 299 amino acids. The transcript has 4 exons. The record is from RefSeq and is a predicted model, not a curated record. Lineage: Eukaryota; Fungi; Basidiomycota; Agaricomycetes; Boletales; Suillaceae.